AACAAUGAGUGGAUGCAAAUGGUUUCCUUAUCCAUACAACAAAGCAGCAAAACUACCGGUAAAAGUGUUUAAUCCCUAUUAUUCUUCACCUGAUUCAGAGCAAAAAUGGCUGAAGCUGUCAGGAGCUUCUCUAUGACUAAGCUCCAUCCACAAUGCUCUCUCCAUUCCACCCAAUCCCACGUCCCCUCAUCUCCCAAAUUGUUGCAGCUCAGGCAAUAUUCAAGCACCAGACUUUUCAGUGGCUGGAACCAGAAUGAUGGUAGCAGUGGGAGCAAAAGGGUCUCUUUGAUUAGAGUGAAUGCUCUUCCUGAUUGGCCUCUGAUGGCCGUUUUUGUUCAUCAAGUUCAACAACUGGAUGCACAGAGAGAAAUUAUAACCAACAAAUCUAUCUGGCAUCUCAGUGAUACAGCCAUAAAGAAUGUUUACACUUUCUACAUCAUGUUCACCUGUUGGGGAUGUUUGUUCUUUGGUUCCACCAAAGAUCCAUACUAUGAUUCUGAAGCAUACAGGAAAGAUGGAGGAGAUGGCACUGGGCAUUGGGUUUAUGAGAAG
Molecule: messenger RNA, 552 nt
Organism: Rubroshorea leprosula
Lineage: Eukaryota; Viridiplantae; Streptophyta; Magnoliopsida; Malvales; Dipterocarpaceae
Source: the annotation of a GenBank genome assembly